Euleptes europaea (tarantolino) is the source of this 1395-nucleotide messenger RNA. RefSeq names its product ALG1 chitobiosyldiphosphodolichol beta-mannosyltransferase (gene ALG1). Gene Ontology annotation, cellular component: endoplasmic reticulum. NCBI's taxonomy places the organism in Eukaryota, Metazoa, Chordata, Lepidosauria, Squamata, Sphaerodactylidae. Bases 1 to 1395 code for a protein of 464 amino acids. Gene Ontology annotation, molecular function: mannosyltransferase activity. The transcript has 13 exons. The record is from RefSeq and is a predicted model, not a curated record.
AUGGCGGCGCUCUUGUGGCUGGGCCUGUGCGGGGCGCUGCUGCUCCUGUUGCUAUGGAGCCGGGCGCGGCCUGCCUAUCGCCAGGGCCGCGCGGCGGCGGUGGUGGUGGUGCUGGGCGACCUGGGCCGCAGCCCCCGCAUGCAGUACCACGCCCUGUCGUUGGCCCGCCGGGGCUUCCGCGUCGCCUUCGUCGGCUACGCGGGUACCAAGCCACACAACGAUAUAUUAUGUAAUGAAAAAAUACAGAUAGUGCACAUUCCGGAGCAUAAAACAUGGCAAGUUGGCCCCAAAGUUUUCCAAUAUAUCGCAAAAGUGAUUAUUCAGACUAUCCUACUGUUUUACAUGAUGUUGAAGAUAGAGAAUCCAGGCUAUGUUCUUCUUCAGAAUCCUCCAGGGCUGCCCAGCAUAGCUGUUACCUGGGCCGUUUGCUUUCUGCGCGGAAGCAAGCUCAUAAUCGACUGGCACAACUACGGGUAUACCAUAUUGAGCCUGACGCAUGGAGACAGACACCCAUUAGUCUGGAUCGCUAAAUGGUAUGAAGAGCUCUUUGGCCGUUUCUCUGAUUAUAACAUUUGCGUAACGGAUGCGAUGAAAGAGGAUCUGGAGGUGAACUGUCACAUCAGAGCGAUAACCCUGUAUGACAGGCCAGCAUCUUUCUUCAAGGAGACGCCGCUGCGCGACCAGCAUAGCCUCUUCAUGAAGCUCAGCAAAGACUAUGUUCCAUUUAAAGCCCGAUCCAUAGCGGAGCCCAACCUACCGGGCGACGAGAAAUCGGCCUUCACGCAACGAGACGUCCGAAGUGGACAGGUGACCCGCCCCAAAGACCGGCCGGCUCUCCUGGUCAGCAGCACCAGCUGGACAGAGGAUGAAGAUUUUUCUGUCUUGUUGAACGCUUUAGAAGAAUACGAGCGUUACGUCAGUGAUGAGGCGAAGCUUCCUCCUCUGGUGUGUGUGAUAACAGGCAAAGGGCCCCUGAAAGAGUAUUACAGCAAACUGAUUGCGACCAUGCAUUUCCAGCAUAUCCAGAUCUGUACGCCCUGGCUGGAGGCAGAGGACUACCCCCUUCUGCUGGGCUCAGCGGACUUGGGCGUGUGCCUCCACAAAUCAUCCAGUGGCUUGGAUCUCCCCAUGAAGGUCGUGGACAUGUUUGGUUGCUGCCUGCCUGUGUGCGCGGUGCACUUCCGGUGCUUGCACGAGCUUGUGAAGCACGAAGUGAACGGAUUGAUAUUCAAAGACUCGAGCGAACUCGCUGGACAGCUGAAGAUGCUUUUCUGGGAAUUUCCUACUGCAGAAGGCAAGCUUAAUUUAUUCAGGAGAAAUCUUCGGACGGCCGAGCAGUUGCGGUGGGACGAAAGUUGGGAGCAGACCGUAUUACCUUUGUUUUCCAACAGUUGA